AUGGAUUGUGACGGUAAAGGAUCGAGUUUACUGUAAGUAGAACACAGUCGAUGUUUACAUCUAAGCAAUAAAGAAACACAGUUUUCAGAUUUCAAUAAACAUUAUCACAUGGUUAGUUAUCGGCAUGCUGUGUCAACAAAACAUGUACAUGCUUUAUGCUAAUCCAUUUAAAGGUAAACUUUAAUGAAAUAAGAGAGGAUCAUAUAUAACAUAUAUUAAUAUUUAGUGUUAAUAAAACAUUACAUUGUUAUCCCAUUCUCUUGUUUCUCUAUUGUUUCAGUGAGUGAGGAUCAGUGUCCUCCUCUAAGCAGUGUCUAUCUGCGUGCUGACACUGAUUUAAACAGUUAGACAGGCAGACUGCACCUCACACUGGAGGGAACACAGCAGCUCCCACUGGAGGGAACACAACAGCUCACACUGGAGGGAACACAGCAGCUCACACUGGAGGGAACACAACAGCUCACACUGGAGGGAACACAGCAGCUCAUACCGGGGAGAACACAGCAGCUCACACCGGGGGGAUCACAGCAGCUCACACUGGGGGGAUCACAGCAGCUCACACUGGAGGGAACACAGCAGCUCACACUAUACGGAACACAGCAGCUCACACUGGAGGGAACACAGCAGCUCACACUGGGGGGAACACAGCAGCUCACACUGGGGGGAACACAGCAGCUCACACUGGGGGGUACACAGCAGCUCACACCGGAGAGAACACAGCAGCUCACACUCACACUGGGGAAACACAGGAGAACACAGCUCACACUGAGAGAACACUGCCCACACUGGGGAAACACAGCAUCCUCACACUAGAGGGAACACAGCAACUCACACUGGAGGGAACACAGCAACUCACACUGGGGAACACAGCAUCUCACACCGGGGAACACAGCAGCUCACAGUGGGGGAACAAAGCAGCUCACACUAUACGAACACAGCAGCUCACACACACUGGAGGGAACACAGCAGCUCAUACCGGGGAGAACACAGCAGCUCACACCGGGGGGAACACAGCAGCUCACACUGGGGGGAUCACAGCAGCUCACACUGGAGGGAACACAGCAGCUCACACUAUACGGAACACAGCAGCUCACACUGGAGGGAACAUAGCAACUCACACUGGAGAGAACACAGCAGCUCACACUGGGGGAAACACAGCAUCUCACACUAGAGGGAACACAGCAACUCACACUGGAGGGAACACAGCAACUCACACUGGGGGGAACACAGCAUCUCACACUGGAGGGAACACAGCAGCUCACACCGGGGGGAACACAGCAGCUCACAGUGGGGGAACACAGCAGCUCACACUAUACGGAACACAGCAGCUCACACUGGAGGGAACACAGCAGCUCACACCGGGGAGAACAUAGCAGCUCACACCGGGGGGAUCACAGCAGCUCACACUGGGAGGAUCACAGCAGCUCACACUGGAGGGAACACAGCAGCUCACACUAGACGGAACACAGCAGCUCACACUGGAGGGAACAUAGCAGCUCACACUGGGGGGAACACAGCAGCUCACACUGGGGGGAACACAGCAACUCACACUGGAGAGAACACAGCAGCUCACACUGGGGGAAACACAGCAUCUCACACUGGGGGGAACACAGCAACUCACACUGGAGGGAACACAGCAACUCACACUGGGGGGAACACAGCAUCUCACACUGGAGGGAACACAGCAGCUCACACUAUACGGAACACAGCAGCUCACACUGGGGGAGCACAGCAGCUCACACUAUACGGAACACAGCAGCUCACACUGGGGGGAACACAUCAGCUCACACUGGUUGGAACACAGCGGCUUACACUGUGGGGAACACAGCAGCUCCCACUGGAUAGAUCACAUCAGCUCACACUGGAGGGAACACAGAAACUCACACUGGGGAGAACACAGCAGCUCACACUGGGGGGAACACAGCAGCUCACACUGGAGGGAACACAGAAGCUCACACUGGGGAGAACACAGCAGCUCACACUGGGGGGAACACAGCAGCUCACACUGGAGGGAACACAGCAGCUCACACUGGGGGGAACACAGCAGCUCACAGUGGGGGAACACAGCAGCUCACACUAUACGGAACACAGCAGCUCACACCGGGGGGAACACAUCAGCUCACACUGGAUGGAACACAGCAGCUCACACCAGGGGGAACACAUCAGCUCACACUGGAUGGAACACAGCAGCUCACACUGGGGGGAACACAUCAGCUCACACUGA
Messenger RNA from Pelobates cultripes (western spadefoot toad), 2224 nucleotides. Lineage: Eukaryota; Metazoa; Chordata; Amphibia; Anura; Pelobatidae. The record is from the annotation of a GenBank genome assembly.